CCGACCAAUGGGAGGGCGCGGCUAGUGCGCCCUGAUUGGACGCCGGCGCGGAGGGCGAGCUCGGGUCCCGCCCCCCCCUUCUCCUCCUCCUCCUCGGGCUUCCCGCCCGCCGCUGACGGACAGGUCGGUGGGUGGUGCCCGCCGGAGCAGCCCGGAUCCUCCCGAUCGGCGAGUCCGGGCUCCCAGCCCCGAGAUGGCAGACCAGCCCCUCGCGGAGAUGGUGGAGAUCGCGGUGCGGGAAUUUACGUCAGACCCCGACGGUAUGCAGGAAAGCUCCCGCAUGGCCGAACGGGAUGAUUCCAAUCCCACUGGGAAACGCCGGAGGGUAGAGGUGGCCCAGCUGGAAUCUGAGGAAGGAGAGGACAGCAUUCAGGCACUUCUCUACUCUGCCAGCAAGACCCUCUGCCUGCGACUGGACGCCAUUGAGGCCGACCUCAACAGCAUGGAGGACAAGUGCAAGUGCCUGAGGGCCAAGGUCGACCUGCUGGCCAAUCAGAACGCGCUGCGGCCGCCGGUGGGCGAGCAGCCGGACGGGGGGCAGGUGGUGAGCGGCAGUUCAGCCCCCCUGCCGAAGGAGGCGCCGAGGAGACCCCCGGACGCGGGGGAGGAGCAGCCCUGUGCCGAGGAGGGAGCGGGUAGCCCCGGUGGGGGGGAGGGCAGCCAGGGCGGGGUGCAGGGCCUGAGCCCGGGGGUCCGGAUCGUGGCGCUGUGCGCGGAUGGGCGGGGUGAGGGGGAGGAGCGGGCGGAGGGGGCCGUGGCCCUGCUGCCCGAUGCCACCAACCUGCUAUACCAGCUCAUGUACUUACCCCCCCCCCCCCACCCACCCCCUGACCCCCAAACCCCACCCGACGUCAAAUAAACUCCACCACCCGCACACGGCCAAAGCCCCAGCUCCCGGAACCUUCCGGAAACGGGUGCUGGACUGCUCCGGCCCCGGCUGGCCAUCUCCGCGCAUUGGCAUGGUCCGAUCCCGGCCCUGCGGACUCGGUCACAUCUCCCCCCACCCACCCAAACUCCUCACCUACUCGGCCUUUGACCCCUUCUCCAUGCCCAAGGGGGAGAUCACUCCCCUUUUUCUCUCCCCCUCCCUCCCCCCACUCCCUCCCCCCAGAAAAAGACCUGAAACUGGUCUGUAUUAGGCAAGGAGAAACUCUGCCCCACCUCCCUGCUUUCCCAUUCAACCACACCGCCGCGGCUUAUCUUCUACCUCAGCACCACUUACCUACGCCAAACCCCUCUCCCCCUCCGUUGCCUUAGCGCCCAGAGCAUGGGAGAGAAUCCCAGACCUUCAGCUCCCUCUGGGAGAGGGACUUUCCUCCCCAUCUCCGUCCCGAACGGCCAACCCCUCCCCCCCGCCCCUUUUUUUUAUUCUGAGGGUUGCGCCCACUGGGUUUGGAUGCUCUGCCGGGGGAAACGCCAUUCCUGCAUCUGCUCUCUCGAGCUCCUAAGAAUUUCUUGUGUUUCAAUGAAACUGUUGCUGCACCCUCUACAAGUCUCCCCUUCCUUGGGCAGGGAGACCACACCUGUUCACAGUAUUCCAGGUGUGGUCUCACUGGCACCCUGUAUAAUUGGAGCAAGACAGCUCUUGCAUUCAAAAUCUUUUUCAAUAAAGGCCAAUGCAUCUCUA
Messenger RNA from Pristis pectinata (smalltooth sawfish), 1627 nucleotides. Its product is annotated as protein BANP-like. NCBI's taxonomy places the organism in Eukaryota, Metazoa, Chordata, Chondrichthyes, Rhinopristiformes, Pristidae. The record is from RefSeq and is a predicted model, not a curated record. The coding region runs from base 194 to 859 and encodes 221 amino acids. Gene Ontology annotation, biological process: negative regulation of protein catabolic process; protein localization to nucleus. The transcript has 5 exons.